Molecule: messenger RNA, 7134 nt
Organism: Biomphalaria glabrata
Lineage: Eukaryota; Metazoa; Mollusca; Gastropoda; Planorbidae
Product: ankyrin repeat domain-containing protein 17-like
Exons: 4
Coding region: 4966-6405 (479 amino acids)
Molecular function (GO): protein binding
Source: RefSeq, a predicted model, not a curated record
AUAACACAUUGUGUUCGGCUACAGCUAGAUCCGGCAGCACACAAGUAGGCCAAUGAUGUGUUAGCCAGUGCAGUGAUAAGCAAGAGAAACUCUAGUUACUUUGAUAUUAUAUUGACAUAUUCACGAGACUGUGUUCACGAGACUGUGUCAAGUAAUCUACAUAUUCAUAGCAGAGUCUUAGGAACCAUAAAUUGAGUCAUGGACCUGGACAUAGAUUGGGUCAAGCUAGAAGAUGAAGUACGAAAACAACAAGGUAGGAAACAGAACAAUAUUUUGAAGGAAAUAAAAACUUCCUUGGACCAGAAUUAAAAAAAAAAAGAUCCAUGCUCCUCCUUUGUCCAGAAGUGAAGUGGAAACCACUCUCAUGAGGGCAUCAUGAAUGUGAGAUCUCGUUUCUUGACGAGACUGAUCUUCAAAAGUACAAGAAGCAGUGCACAAAGAAUCCCAACCAUGAGUCAUUCAUACCAGCCAAUGACUUUAGUAUCAGAAAUCUCCCCAACUGUUACCAAGAUCCUCGAAUAGUAGACCUUGUCAAAGUCCUGUCGGAGCUGACAGUUAAAGUCAAAGUCUCUUUCACGAGCGCAAACAGACCAAAAGUUUUCCCUCAGACUGCCACGCCAUAUCCAUUUCACAAAUGCCGAGGCAGUGAUAAGUUUGCUCGUACAGGAACCGGAAGAUGUGUAGAUUUUUACAAACGCUCAGACGUCGACGACCAAGCCUGCCCUUGCAAGGCGUGCAAAAUAUCGGGAAAACCCGUAAAGACUUGGGCGGCCGUGAUUGUGCACACAGCCACGCAUGUCGUGUUUGACAAUUCAGAGGCGGAGUUUACGGAGUGCGUUCUCUGCUACGAUUCGGAUGAAGACAGAGGCGUUAACUUGGAAGCGGUUGACAUUGUUGGAGGCAGGGCAGACACUGACGGAGAUAGAUGUCUUCUACGUUGCGUCACACACGAUAUUGGCGUGGUUGACAUCUUAUGGCAGAUGUCGAGGAUUUACCGAGACCUCUUUAAGACGGUGAAAGAGAAAUAUUCAUUGGCUAGCCCAGACGGCCAGAGAUUGGUUGUCAUUGUUUCACAUCCACACGGCUGCGCAAAGUGCGUGACACUUGGACAUUGCUCAGAGGAGAGCCUAGGACAGUUUGGUCAAACACGCUUUACAUACACCACAGCCACGUGUCCAGGCUCUAGCGGCGCUCCAGUGAUGGUAUUCGGGCGUGGUAACGAAUGGUGGAAUCACACUCACAGCGGAGCUACCCCGAAAGGAAAUAUUAGUUCAGAGAUUUUUAUUCUUGAGUAGAGACUUUUCGAAGUAUAAAAUACAUGUAUCCACACAUUUUAUAAAGUCAGCCAUUACGUAGAAAAGAGGAAAGCAGAAACAAGGCUGUCUAUAUAUAAUGAGGGCGUCGUACUUAAAACACCUCUUCUGAAAUCAGCGACAGUUGGGAGGAAGCUGUGGAAGUCGCAUGUAACCCGAUCUAUGUGUAGAGAGCUUGCCGCCCUAUACAUCCAACGGCGCCGGAGGAACUAAGUCAAAGUCCAAGUCCUCCUUACAGAGUUGCGACAACUAUCUUAAAGAUUAUAUUCUAUUGAAACAAAAUAGUAAUUUUUUUUUUCAAAACAUGUAGGUCACAAAUAAGAGUAAUUUUUGUGCUAAUAUAAAGGACAUAAAAUUUAAUUAGUCUUAUUCUAUCCAUGGAACGAUUCGUCACGCCAGGGUAACAAAUGACGUAACUACGGGAAAUUUCUUACUCUAUAAAUUUCACGACCUAGACAAAAAAUAGAGGGGAAUAAUUCUCAUCAUUGGUCUUGCAAAAGGUUCAGGUUAAUCUGACUGUAAAUAAUAGGAUUAGAAGAAAGAAAAAAAGGCGCAAAAAAUGAGUGGUUCGUCAAGCAGGCAGGGAUCGUGGGUCUAGAGUUGAAGUUCAAUGUUAAACCUUGCCAUUUCAAAACAUUUUCAAAUAUGUCACUCUCCGUAGUAUAUGGUCACAUUCUCAAUUUGCUUAAAAUUUACACUUUUGUUUUCUAAUGAGGUUACUGUCAUUAUGAUUAUUAUUAUUAUCAUGAUUCUUCUUCUUCUUUUUUUCAUUGUUAUCAAUAUUAUUAUCAUUAAUAUUAUUACAAUCAUUUUACGUAUGUGGGUAUUCAAUUAGUCAUAUUUUAUUUCUAGGUAAUAUAAAAUUAGAUCAUGUGUAUUUUAAUUGCGAUCAGUUUUAUUUUCUUUAUUGUAAUGCUUGUUUGUUUAGUUUUGUUACCUCCCAUGUUGCCUAGCAGUAAGUUUAGAAGUUGUAUCUCAGGAGGACCUAAUUUUAUCCUUGGUCUUUGGACAAUAUGGGAAGGAUCAUUAUUUUUUUGGCUAAACUAAGGGAACUAAUCAGAGUCCGAUUAUCACGUUGAUUGUUGCGAUGAUAGAUGCAAUAAGUUAUCUUCCCUGACAACAACAGAAACAGGUUUUUAUAACAUGUUCUAUUGAGUGUUAAAACUAGUGCGUUUAAAAAUGCUCAAGUGUUUGUCGUUGUGGCCAUUGCUAAAUGAGUGCCCUGUAUGACAUGUACGUACAGUGCUUGAGACUGACAUUCCUAACUGUGAUCAUUGGAGCAUGCAGUUUGGAUCAAUAUAACAAAAUAGUCAUCAAUUCUCUGAUGACGUUAAACUCUUGGACUGAUGUUCAAAGACAAGACGGUGCACAGGAAAUAAAAUAGCUUCGAAAUGAACAAAAAGGUUGCAAGAUACUUUGAUACAAAUGUGUCUGCUGACGUGAGGGAAUAGCCCAGGUCACUUUCAAACAGUUUACAUUUAAAACGAAUUAUAUAUGCAGGGAUUGUUGUUUGUUUUCACCGUCUCCAGAAUUGUCUUCAAGAAGGUUACACUGUCCACUGAUGGACAUUUCAUGUUCAUGUUGUAUUUCAUUAAAAUAAUCGAAACGUUCAUGUACAUGUCUACACACAAAUAUAAUCAAGUUUCUUGAUAUGUUCAUAAGAUGACAUGAUGCCGGGCUUAGAUGUGUGUCAAUAAAGCUUUGUGUGGUCAUCGAAAUACAAGCUUAUUAGUAGCCAUUGUCUGGUUACAUAAGUUAAUUCAAUGUAAAUACUGAGACUUAUUACCAUAUGUAAAUGUAGUAAAGGAGGCGCCGUGGCUGAGUGGUAAAGCGCUUGGCUUCCGAACCUGGGGGUCCCGGUUUCGAAUUCUGGUGAAGACUGGUAUUUUUCCUUUCGGGCGCCUCUGAGUCCACCCAGCUCUAAUGGGUAACUGACAGUUGGGGAAAAGUGAAGGAGGUUGAUCGUUGUGCUGGCCACAUGACAUCCUAGUUAAUAACCGUGGGCAACCGAAACAGAUGACCUUUACAUCACCUGCUCCAUAGAUCAAAAAGGGGAAUUUUACUUUACUUUUAAUGUUGUAAAUUGUAGUUUCAGCCCCUCCCCUCCUCUCUUCAAAAAUAUUUAAACUUGUAUCUCUUAAAUAGCAGUUUCUAUAUACAUGAAAAUAAGGGGAUCUUCCUUAAAACACCAUUUACUUGUGUUCCAUAAGUUUGGAAUGUUAAGGGUUAAACUCUAGACUUUAGAAAACUUACUAAUCAAAUCUAUGCUUACUGGCUGGGAAAAGCAAACUAAUUUACAUACAACUAACGACUAACUCCCGGGUACGCUAUUCUGCCUCAACUUGGCACUCUGGUGGAAACGAUCACUAGAGAAAGUGAUUAGGCUAAACGAAUAGCAAACAAAACUCCUGUGGGAGUGUCCAAGGGAAUGAGAGAGUUUUCCCAUUGCACAGUGUGGUCCUUGUCGAAAAUCCAUGCGCCGUUCCUCAGAGGACCGUUACACUAAAGGCGAGUUCUUUGCACGGUUAGCUGGGUACAACGUAUGAAAAUGGCGGAGGUUCCCAGUGUGCUCGGCCUUCGGCCGUGCAUUCUAGUCCAUGCGCCUGGAGUGCCGGUUAUAUCGGAAAUAGCAAAGUUUUACAUAGACAUUGACUGGACCUCUUCCAGACAGAACGUUUUGUUCAAGCAAAGUUACACGCCUAGAGUUCGAAGAGCUCAGCUCUUUUGACUAUCACACGAUUUGACUAACUUCCUGUCGGAAAGUUGCUAGCGAUACAUUUCUGAAGUCUGGAGUUCACAUUUUUUUUUACUAUAUUAAGCAUGUAAAUAAAAUACCACGCACCGUAAGUGGAUUCUAGUGUAUUAUGUGAAACGUGUUUCAAACACACCAAAUACGUGCUACACUGGUUUGUGCAAUACUUAGGUCUCACUUCUGCGACUUUCACGCGCCAGUUGUUUUCUAAGUGUAAACAAACCUAUAUACUAGAAACUUAUUCACAUAGAUAUUACAUUGCGGAAGUUAGAAUUUCCAAUCCAUAAAAGCAGACUCAGAACUUUGUAAGUUGAAAUUUUAUGGUCUUGAGUGUUUAGCUUCCUUUUGUUUUUUUCCAAUAAUUUGCAAAGAAAAAAGUCAGAAAACAAGUUAUGACCGAUAACUCUGAUCUCUGAACUUAAGGGCAGUUUAUAUUUUCGGGUAAUUAGAAGCUAAAAUCCUGCCUCUAUUGAUUUCUUAUUUAAAACUGUUUCUUGAUCUUGGUAGUUCAGUUCAGAAUUUCAUUAACUAAAAACACAUUUUAGUUUCAGAAAUUGUAUGACACUAAACUGAACGUUGGCUCAUUAAAAAAAUUGUUAAAGAGCUAGACAAGUUCUACAUUUCUGGAUAUUAAGGUCACAACGUUUCAUGGUAAAAAAAAAAACACAGAAAAAUAACCAGUUUGAAUAUAACGACACAUCGUCUGUGAAGUUCGAAAUCCUAACAAACAUAACAGCAAAGAAAUUUUUAAUUUAUUUUAUAAACAUUUGAAAGCAACACUAGUAAGACAUAUCUUUUUACUUGGAAUAGAAAGCAACAAUAAUAAUAAUAAAAAAAAGAUUACCAAAAGGAUUAUCUUUUACCAUAAUUACCAAACAAGGUUAGCGGCAGAGAACUCUAAUGGGACGAGGGGAAGCCUACUCGUCUCCCCUGGUGGAUGCUUCCUACCUAGGACAUACAAACAUUGUUAAAGUUCUUCUAAUAUCUGGGGCUAAUGUUAAUUUGAAAAAUGCCCAUGGCUGGAAUGCGUUGAUGCAUGCAUCCCUUGCAGGAAGAACAGAGACCGCUCGGACACUUAUAACAUCCGGGGCAAAUGUUAAUGCCAGAAAUAAUAUUGGUAAAACAGCCCUGAUGAUAGCGUCCGAAAAAGGACACGCGGAAACGGUCAAACUACUGAUUGCCCAUGGGGCAGACGUUAACAAAGGCAACAGAGAAAACUGGACACCUAUGAUGGCUGCCUGCUAUUAUGGACAUACAGAGAUUGUUCAUUUGCUUAUUCAAUCUGGAGCAAGUGUACAUAAAAGGGACAACUUUAACUCUACGAUGUUGAAUGUGGCCAGUAAACAAGGAUUCUGUGACAUUGUGACAUUGCUUCUAGAACACGGGGCCAGUGUGGAUGAUGAACUAAACACACCAAGCCAUGCUGAGGUAGCAAGUCAUCUUCGAACCACACCGAAACUACUAAUAGAGUCUACACUGAAUGGCGAUAGCUCACAAAUAUUCACAGAUGAUAACACAAAGGCUUACCAGUGUGUAGGAAACUUAAACAAUCUAUCAUACAGAAAUAGAAUGUUUACUUCUGAUGCAAAUAGUGAUAACAAUGAAACAAUCAGUGAAGUCGACCCUGAAACAAUUAGUGAAGUAAAUCUCUCAUACAGAACGAAUAUGGCUAACUCUGAUACAAGUUUUGACAACAAUCUAUCUUACAAAGAAAAAAAUGUAUCACACAGAGAGAGAAUGGCCAACUCUGAAAACAUUAAUGAAACUAACGUAUCAUUCAGAAGGAAGAAAUCUAACUUUGAUAAACAUAAGGAAAGAAAUCUAUCAUACAGAACGACCUUUUCUAACUCUUAUACAAGUAAUGAGAACAAUCUAUCUUACACAAUGAACAUGGCUAAGUCAAAUACAAUAAAAGAAAGCAAUCCAUUAUACAGAUCAAACAGGGUAAACCCUGAUACAAGUAAUGAAAACAAUGUAUCCUGCAGAACAAACAUGGUUUACUCUGAUAUUAGCAAUGAAAACAAUGUAUCCUACAGAACAAACAUGGUUUACUCUGAUAUUAGCAAUGAAAACAAUGUAUCCUGCAGAACAAACAUGGUUUACUCUGAUACAAGUAAUGAAAACAAUGUAUCCUGCAGAACAAACAUGGUUUACUCUGAUAUUAGCAAUGAAAACAAUGUAUCCUACAGAACAAACAUGGUUUACUCUGAUAUUAGCAAUGAAAACAAUGUAUCCUGCAGAACAAACUCUGAUUCAAGUUCUGAAAACAAUGUUUCAAAUACAGCUAAAAAAGCCAAAGCGGAACAAAAAAAGUUAAUCGAGAUACAAAUAGGGCCAUAGAUAUAACAUACAGAAAGAAAAUACAUUCUGAUACAAGUAAUGAGAUAAAUCUAUCAAACAGAACAAAAAUGGCUAACCCAGUUACAAAGAAUCAGGAAAAAGUAGCACGCAGUACAAAGAUAGAAAAUACCGAUUCAAGUACAAGUAUCAAAACAAAAAUAACAAAUCAUGAUACAAGAAGGGAAAAUAUAUCAUAUAUAACGAAAGCAGAUUAUUCUGAUAGAAAUGAUAAGAUAAAUCUAUCCUAUAGAUCUAAGAUGGCUGCAGAUUAACAAUGUAAAGAGAUCAAUUUAUCAGACGGUAGAAAAAGAUUUAGUCCUGAUACAAGAAGUGACAAACCAAAAUGCCUACCACAGAAUCAAGCAAGGGGAAUAAUCAAUCCUACAGACAGAGAGUGGCGAACUCAGGUACAAGCAAUGAAAACAUUCUAUCACACAAAAUGAGUGUGGCUCACCUUGAAACGUGCACCCCAAACAAACUUUCGAACAGAACGAGUCAAGUCAAACUUUAAAAGGACAAUGUUUUACUUACAGCUUUCAACUAAAGAUGAGACACACACACAUAUAUGUAUAUGUCAUGUGAUUAAAAUAAGCAAAGUUUGCAUUCCUUUUCUAAAAGGUUUCAUUGCAAAGAAAAUACUCCUGACAUGUUUUGUAAAUGCAUCCGAAGUCAAAUUUUGCAAUGUAAUAAUAAUGAUAUUUUAAAUAAUAAAUUAUAGUGAUAACUUUA